CCCUGAUAUGUCUAGCUGGAAUCAGUGCUUCCCUUUACUUUUUGUCUUAGAUUAUGUCGAAAUGUAACAAUUUUGUAUGUUAUGAAGCUUUGGGGCUCUGUGUAGAAAGAACUGCUCUUAAGGAGUGAAGAAUGCAUGAUGUUCUAGGAAAAAUGUCUAAAAUGUUUAUGAUUAAUGCUUUGGGAUACUGCAGGUGAAAGGCAUAAUGUGAUAUUUUGUUCUUUUACUUUUGUUCCUCCACAGGGGCAAUUUUUGAUGAAUCUGCCAAAAAAGAUGAGGAAGUUUUUCGCAUGGCAGUUGCUGAUCUCAAUCAGAAUGAUGAAAUCUUACAAACAGAGAAAAUCACAUGUUCAGUGACAUUUGUGGAUGGCAACAACCCUUUCCAGGCCGUUCAGGAAGCCUGUGACCUGAUGAACCAAGGCAUCCUGGCCCUAGUCAGCUCCAUUGGAUGCACAUCAGCAGGAUCCCUGCAGUCUCUGGCCGAUGCCAUGCACAUCCCUCACCUCUUCAUCCAGCGCUCCACAGCAGGAACGCCCAGGAGUGGCUGUGGGCUCACCAGGAGCAACCGCAACGACGACUACACGCUCUCCGUGCGGCCCCCUGUCUACUUAAAUGAUGUCAUCUUGAGAGUGGUCACAGAGUAUGCCUGGCAGAAAUUCAUCAUUUUUUACGAUAACGACUAUGAUAUCCGUGGAAUACAAGAAUUUUUAGACAAAGUAUCUCAACAGGGAAUGGACGUAGCCUUACAGAAAGUAGAAAACAACAUCAAUAAAAUGAUCACGGGGCUCUUUGCCACUAUGAGAAUAGAAGAACUGAACCGCUACCGGGAUACCCUGAGACGGGCCAUUCUCAUAAUGAACCCUUCCACAGCAAAAUCAUUCCUGACAGAGGUCGUGGAGACUAAUUUGGUUGCUUUUGACUGUCACUGGAUCAUUAUAAAUGAGGAAAUAAAUGAUGUGGACGUGCAGGAGCUGGUGAGAAGGUCAAUUGGAAGGUUAACAAUUAUUCGACAGACAUUUCCAGUCCCCCAAAACAUAAGCCAGCGCUGUCUCCGUGGCAACCACAGAAUAUCUUCAUCGCUGUGUGAUCCAAAGGACCCUUUCUCCCAAAGCAUGGAGAUUUCAAACCUCUAUAUAUAUGACACUGUCCUCCUGCUGGCGAAUGCCUUUCAUAAGAAGCUGGAGGACAGGAAAUGGCACAGCAUGGCCAGCCUCACCUGCAUCAGGAAGAACUCUAAACCCUGGCAAGGAGGGCGAUCAAUGUUGGAAACCAUCAAGAAGGGUGGCGUGAAUGGCUUGACUGGAGAACUGGAAUUUGCAGAAAAUGGGGGGAAUCCCAAUGUGCAUUUUGAAAUUUUGGGGACAAACUAUGGAGAAGAUCUUGGCAGAGGCAUCCGCAAGCUUGGCUGCUGGAAUCCUGUGACUGGUCUGAAUGGGUCCCUGACAGACAGAAAGCUGGAGAACAACAUGCGAGGAGUGGUUCUGCGUGUGGUGACUGUGCUGGAAGAGCCUUUUGUUAUGGUGUCUGAAAAUGUUCUGGGAAAACCAAAGAAGUAUCAGGGCUUCUCAAUAGACGUGUUGGAAGCCUUGGCCACUUACCUCGGCUUUAAAUAUGAAAUCUAUGUAGCACCAGAUCACAAAUAUGGGAGUCCUCAGGAUGAUGGGUCAUGGAACGGUCUGAUAGGAGAACUGGUGUUUAAGAGAGCUGACAUUGGGAUCUCUGCCCUGACCAUCACCCCCGACAGGGAGAACGUGGUGGACUUCACAACACGCUACAUGGACUACUCAGUGGGCGUGCUGCUGCGCAAGGCAGAGAAGACAGUGGACAUGUUCGCCUGCCUGGCCCCGUUUGACCUCUCCCUGUGGGCCUGCAUUGCUGGCACAGUGCUCUUGGUAGGGCUCCUGGUCUACCUCUUGAACUGGCUCAACCCCCCACGCCUUCAGAUGGGAUCCAUGACAUCUACAACUCUCUACAACUCCAUGUGGUUUGUCUACGGAUCCUUUGUGCAGCAAGGAGGAGAGGUUCCAUACACAACCCUGGCAACCCGACUGAUGAUGGGAGCCUGGUGGCUUUUUGCUUUGAUUGUCAUCUCCUCCUACACGGCCAACCUAGCAGCUUUCCUCACCAUCUCACGCAUUGAGAGCUCCAUCCAGUCUCUCCAGGAUCUCUCCAGGCAGACGGACAUUCCCUACGGCACCGUCCUGGACUCGGCCGUGUAUGAGCACGUGCGGGUGAAAGGCAUGAACCCCUUCGAGAGGGACAGCAUGUACUCCCAGAUGUGGCGCAUGAUCAACAAGAGCAACGGCUCCGAGAACAACGUCCUCGAGUCCGCCGCAGGCAUCCAGAAGGUGAAAUACGGGAACUACGCCUUUGUGUGGGACGCGGCGGUGCUGGAGUACGUGGCCAUCAACGACGCCGAGUGCUCCUUCUACACGGUGGGGAACACUGUCGCGGACAGAGGGUACGGGAUCGCCCUGCAGCACGGCAGCCCCUACCGAGACGUCUUCUCACAAAGGAUUCUGGAGCUGCAGCAGAAUGGCGACAUGGACGUACUGAAGCAUAAGUGGUGGCCGAAGAACGGUCAGUGUGAUCUUUACUCAUCUGUGGAUACCAAACAGAAAGGAGGUGCCCUGGACAUAAAAAGUUUUGCAGGUGUUUUCUGCAUCCUCGCUGCAGGGAUUGUCCUAUCCUGUUUCAUUGCAAUGUUGGAAACGUGGUGGAAUAAAAGGAAAGGCUCCCGGGUUCCAUCAAAAGAGGACGACAAGGAGAUCGAUCUGGAGCACCUCCACAGGCGCGUGAACAGCCUCUGCACAGAUGACGACAGUCCCCAUAAACAGUUCUCCACCUCAUCGAUUGAUUUGACCCCGCUGGACAUUGACACUUUACCCACACGUCAGGCACUGGAGCAAAUCAGUGAUUUCAGGAACACUCACAUCACCACAACCACCUUCAUACCAGAGCAGAUCCAGACUCUGAGCCGCACGCUGUCUGCUAAAGCCGCCUCGGGAUUCUCCUUCGGCAGCGUGCCCGAGCACCGAACUGGCCCUUUCAGGCACAGGGCACCCAACGGGGGCUUCUUCAGAAGCCCCAUCAAAACAAUGUCAUCUAUCCCUUACCAACCAACUCCUACCCUGGGCCUGAAUAUUGGUAGUGACCCAGACCGAGGCACCUCCAUCUGAGCAACAGAACAAGUUUCUUCACUGUUUCUUAUUUAGGACUCCUUUUACAAGGAGCAAAUGUAAUAUUGUGGGACUAACAUGGAUGUAACCUUUCUUCUUUUCCUUAUUUUUUGGUUUUGAGGGUUGUGGUUUGGGGUUGGUUUUGGUUUUUGUGGGGUUUUUUUGUUUUGGUUUGGUUUUUUGUGUGUUUUUUGUUUGUUUGUUUUGGGUUUUUUGUUUUGUUUUGUUUGUUUUGGUUUUGGUUUUUGGUUUUUUUGGGUUUUUUGGUUUGUUAUUUUUCUUUGGGGGUUAUUUUCUGUUCAGGGAUUGUUUUGGGGGUUUUUCUCUUUAUUUAAGAAUCAGAAUUAUCAGUAGCAACUCUUCCUCCUCCUCUUCUCUGCUUUUUCAGUCUGGUCUCUUCUGCCUCCCCUUAUUCUCUCUCCUACUUGAAUCACUUAUUCUUUGCUUUAUCACCAUGUUAGGUUUUGGUUACUUCAAGCUUUUAAUAUACUUUAAAUAUAGGAAACAAGCAGCAAUUCAUGCAUAGGAAAACCCUGAGGAUUACUUUACAGAAGGGCAUUCGCUCCUCCUCCCUCACCACCUUUUUUUACUACAAUUGCAAUAACUGAAGUAUUUUUCAUGUACUCUGCUGCAUCCAGUCAGCGCUCCACUGCUGUGUGUCCUUUUAACUGUGGACCAAAGGCAAACCCUGCAGUUUAAAAAAUGGAAAAUUUAAAAAAAAGGGCAAAAAGACAAAAAAAAAAAAAAAAAGGAAAAAAAAGAAAAAAACCAAAAAAAACCAGAAAACAAAAAACAAAACACAAACAAACAAAACAAAAAACCCCCCCACAAACCACCACAAAAAAGGAAAACAAAUGAAGUUCAAAGAUCAUUCAGGCCCCAUAAUACAAGAAUGCAAUUUUGUAAGAUGACAAGAAGCCAUUACUAUGCCAGUACAGACUACAGUUAAAUCUACUUUUGCACUGCAACAGUGCAUAUGACCUUUACGUGAUUGUACAGUGAUAAAAGUUUUUCUUAUGUACAGUAACCUGUAUCAUAUGGCAGAAGCCUCUGUUGUGUUAAAUAAAUUAGUAUCUCAUACAUAUAUAUAUAUACAUAUAUACGCACAGGUAUGUGUAUAUAUAUAUACAUGUAUAUAUAGCUAUAAAAUGGCAGCCGUUGCUAUUGCAAUUCAUUUAAUAAAGCUUUAGUAAAAAUGUGUUGUAUACAGGAGAGAUGUACAGUGCAGGGUGUCUUUUCACUUAGAAAAGACAGGUUGCUUUAACAUUAUUCUGACUUGCAUUGUUUGCCAACAAAGCAUAUUUUAUACUUUUCUAUUAGAGCAUCCAGGGCAAUUUAACAUUUGUACCUAGAUGUAACUCCUUUGGUUAGGUUUUGCAUUGGCUUUUGAGCAUUCUAUAAGGCUAAUCUUGAUAAUUUUCCUUUUAAUUAAUUAAACAAAUGGAACUCUCUCUUAGAUGUACCAUGUUCAUGAACAACUUAUGCAGCUCUAGAGCAGUUAAACAUGGAUCAAAGGUCAAUAAAUCCUUUUCCAAGUCAGCACAGUUGAUCAAUACAACAAUGGCAUUAGUGCAAGAAAAAGAGAAAAGCCCUCAUGAUACACAGAUGUGGCCUUAAUUAUAAUCAUAUAUUGUUCUAUGGGGAAAAAAUAUGAACAGGCACUCAGUUUAAGCCUUUCAUGUUGUUAGAUUUAGAGGAGCUAUGUAUUUUUUACAUUAGUGCCAACUGUAUAAAGCAAGAAAAAAACAGCAGUGAGAGCAGAACCGGUGCCGACUUUAGCACCAGCUUUUUCAAGUAACACUGUUACCUUUUAGAAAUGUAGGAAGAGCUUUCAAUUUGUAAUCCUUAAACUAAAGAUGCGGUUAAGUAGAAAGCAAGCAGUUUAUCCUGUGAAUUUUUUGGUUUGGUUUCCUUUUUAAUGCAACCAUACAUACACUUACUUUAAUCUAACUCAUUCUUUGGCUAAGAUUAAUAGGAAUCAGCCUAUGUGAUUUGCUUUAGGAUAAAUGAAAAGUUAUAUUCUUCAGAUCUAUUCUAUUUUGAUGCUAAUUCUGUUAUUGGGGAUAUUGUACUGUCACUGUUUUUUGUACUAAAUCUUCAAAUAUUGUCUACUGUGUAAGGCAGAACGAAUUCUUAUCGUGCAAAAGGCCAUUUUGUUUCCAGGGUAGCAAGUGUCGAAAAGCAUGCACAACUUGCUUCCCCCUUGUAACAUUCAUGAACUCAUACACACUUCUGAGUAAAAGAAAAAAAAAAAAAAAAAGGAAAAAAAAAAAAAAGAACAUUUCUUUCCAACAAGCUACGUAGGGACAUACCAGAUGUUGCAGUGAUUUUAGCUAUUAAAAACCUGUUAACCAUGUACAAUAUUUAAAAUAGGCCUAUUUUGAUGUGUUGCCUAUUAUACAGAUACACAAAACACUUUUUGGAGGCCUCAGUUACAAGUGGCAGAGCUUUCUGUGUAUAAUUUGUCUAAAUAAUUUGUCUAAUAAAAUUGUUUUCUAAACUUGCGUUUCCUCCUGUUCAGUUGCUGAGUACUGUGGUGUUUUCAGCCUAUGGCAAGGUACUUGUGGAUUUGCUGCACUCCUACUGAAGGGUUUUAGCCCAUGGAGAUGUGAUGAGCUCCUCAGGCUUCUGUGAGUCAGCUCAGUGAAGAGCAUCUAUGGAAAACACCUAGGUUUACCAUGUUUAUCAAUGUCAGGCUUAGAUUUCAGAGAGCAUUUACAAACAGCAUUUUGGAGAAUAAGCUUAGAUUUCUUUAGCACUGACAUGUAUGGGACAUUAUUUUUAGAAAUACUGCA
Messenger RNA from Prinia subflava (tawny-flanked prinia), 5974 nucleotides. RefSeq names its product glutamate ionotropic receptor delta type subunit 2 (gene GRID2). Gene Ontology annotation, molecular function: transmitter-gated monoatomic ion channel activity involved in regulation of postsynaptic membrane potential; glutamate receptor activity. The transcript is spliced from 15 exons. The coding region runs from base 291 to 3179 and encodes 962 amino acids. Gene Ontology annotation, biological process: monoatomic ion transport; synaptic transmission, glutamatergic; modulation of chemical synaptic transmission. Gene Ontology annotation, cellular component: plasma membrane; postsynaptic density membrane. NCBI's taxonomy places the organism in Eukaryota, Metazoa, Chordata, Aves, Passeriformes, Cisticolidae. The record is from RefSeq and is a predicted model, not a curated record.